CUUGAACUCACCCACAACUCUUCCCAGCUCUCCAUAACACCACCGCAGCGAAGAUGCCCGCAUACAACAGCAUCUUCAAUGGCGAAUCCUCACCGCAUCUAAUCGGGAACUUCCCCCUCCUCCCCCUCCGCACCAAGGUCCGCGGGCCUGCCUACACGCUACCGCUGGACCCUUCGCUGCCCCCCUACUUGUCCCCCGAACCCGAUUCGGAAUCCUACGAUGCGCUCGACGAGGUGCUUAGCCUGUUCCGCGCAAACACAUUCUUCCGCAACUUCGAGAUCCAGGGCCCUGCCGACCGGUUGCUGAUCUACGGCAUUCUGUGGAUUAGCGAGUGUCUGGGCAAGAUUAGGCCGCAGAUGAGCGCGAGGGAAGCGCAAAAAGAAGUCCAAACAAUAGCCUUAGACAACAACUUCUCUAUCCCAGGUGAACCUGGGUUUCCCCUUAACCAGAUGUUUAACCCCCCCUCCUCCCGCCAAGAAGCCGAGACCCUGCGUCAAUACCUAAUGCAGGUGCGUCAGGAACUGGCCAUCAGAUUACUGGCUAGGAUAUUCGAUGAUGGAAACGGAGGGCAGACUGAUAAGCCGAGUAAGUGGUGGCUGAGUUUUUCGAAGCGGAAGUUUAUGGGGAAGAGCUUGUGAGACGUUUGAGCGUAAGGCCUAGGCAAGGCUAGGGACGAGGGAAC
Amorphotheca resinae ATCC 22711 is the source of this 682-nucleotide messenger RNA. RefSeq lists its product as hypothetical. The transcript has 4 exons. Bases 54 to 638 code for a protein of 194 amino acids. Gene Ontology annotation, cellular component: Arp2/3 protein complex; cytoskeleton. Gene Ontology annotation, biological process: regulation of actin filament polymerization; Arp2/3 complex-mediated actin nucleation. Lineage: Eukaryota; Fungi; Ascomycota; Leotiomycetes; Helotiales; Amorphothecaceae. Gene Ontology annotation, molecular function: actin filament binding. The record is from RefSeq and is a predicted model, not a curated record.